Diabrotica balteata is the source of this 1158-nucleotide messenger RNA. Lineage: Eukaryota; Metazoa; Arthropoda; Insecta; Coleoptera; Chrysomelidae. The record is from the annotation of a GenBank genome assembly.
AUGGUUUUUAAUUUUAGAGUGUUUAAAAAGCAAUCCCCAAAUGGGAAACUUACUAUGUACUUGGGGAAGAGGGAUUUUGUGGAUCAUAUUUCGGGUGUUGAGCCAAUAGAUGGAGUGGUGGUGGUAGAUAAUGAAUAUAAAGACAGAAAAAUCUUUGGUCAAGUAAUUUGCAGUUUUAGAUAUGGUCGAGAAGCUGACGAAGUCAUGGGUUUAAACUUUCAAAAGGAUCUUUUUCUUGCAUCAGAACAAAUUUAUCCACCUCCUGAAAAAUCGCUGAACACAAAAAUGCAGGACCGUCUGUUGAAUAAGUUGGGAGAAAACUGUUAUCCAUUUACUUUUACUUUACCGCCUAGCGCACCUGCUUCUGUAACAUUACAACCAGGUAAAAACAUAAUAGGUACUGAAGAUGAAGGGCAACCAUGUGGAGUGCAUUAUUAUGUUAAGAUUUUUGUGGGUGAAAAUGAAACGGAUAGAACUCACAAAAGAGGUACAGUUACCAUGGCUAUCAGAAAAAUUCAGUAUGCCCCGUCAAAACAAGGCAGACAACCAUGUACUGUGGUACGAAAAGAUUUUAUGAUGAGUCCUGGAGAACUUGAACUGGAAGUUACAUUGGACAAACAGUUGUAUCACCAUGGUGAUAAGAUUGCUGUGAAUAUAUGUAUUCGAAAUAACAGCAAUAAGGUGGUUAAGAAGAUAAAAGCAAUGGUUCAGCAGGGGGUUGAUGUUGUGUUAUUCCAGAAUGGACAAUAUAGAACAUCCGUAGCAAGUAUUGAAACACAAGAAGGGUGCCCCAUUCAACCUGGUUCCAGCUUACAGAAAGUGGUGUAUCUUCUUCCCUUACUUUCUUCAAAUAAAGAUCGAAGAGGUAUUGCUUUAGAUGGACAACUCAAAAAACAAGACAGUAAUUUGGCUUCGACAACUUUGUUAGCAUCACCUGAUCAGCGAGAUGCAUUCGGUAUUAUCGUAUCUUAUGCAGUAAAAAUAAAAUUAUACCUUGGUGCACUAGGUGGAGAACUUGCUGCUGAACUACCAUUUGUUUUGAUGCAUCCUAAACCGAGUGCUAAGGGAAAGGUUAUCCAUGCGGACAGUCAAGCGGAAGUUGAAACUUUUAAACAUGACACCAUUGAUCAGGAUGCAGAUGAUGAUAAAUGUGAUUAA